AUGAGAAUUCGAGAUGAGGAGGACAUCUUCUGGAGUGUCUUCAGACGACGGCAUUCAGUUCCCCCAAAACAUGGUCCUACACAGAAAUCCCCUCCUAUUUCUACUAGUUUUUGGCAUAUCCAUCGUUUUGCAAGAUACUGUGUUCAUAAUGAGAAGAGUUGGUGUCGUGGACACAACAUCUGGGGAUGGUGUUUCCAUAACAAAAAAACCCCUCAACAAAAUUCCAGCGACGAUCCGUACUGCUACUCGCUUCUAACCGCCGAAGAGGACGGUGGCCCAACUACAGUAACCCGUGGGUGUCAUUCUCGAAAAAUGGUGAUGCAUUUCAUGUCGAAAAACGAGGACGAUCAAUUCCAAAAUAAUACGAAAUGGAGAGAAACAAAACGAAUGGCUGAGAUGCCGAGCUGUUCGGAGAUUCUUAAGGAUCAGCCAAAAGUCAAUGGAACCAGAAGUCUGUGUAUCGACUACACUUUCGAUCAGGACCCCGAAGAAGGAGAAGACGCUACCGAAGAGCCAAUUCGAAUGAAAGGGCGACUAUGCUGUUGUGAUGGAACCAAUAAAUGCAACGAGCAAGCAAUGUGGGCGGACGAAGGAAUCAGUUUGGAUGAGCUCAAAGAAGAAAUCGAGAAACGAAAAGUGGCGGUGGGCGGAGUCCCAAAUUACGAUGGAUUCCUCGUUUCUACCCUCUUAGUUUUUGUUGCUAUGGCUUUUUGA
This is a messenger RNA of Caenorhabditis briggsae, 714 nucleotides long. RefSeq names its product Protein CBR-MTD-1 (gene Cbr-mtd-1). Lineage: Eukaryota; Metazoa; Nematoda; Chromadorea; Rhabditida; Rhabditidae. The record is from RefSeq and is a predicted model, not a curated record. The transcript has 4 exons. Bases 1 to 714 code for a protein of 237 amino acids.